AUGGGCGACCACACCGGCUCUUCGAGUUCGUCCAAGCGACACAGUUCGAGCAAAGAUGACUCUCGCUCUUCAUCUUACCGUCACCACUCCCACCAUUCGUCGCAUCGUAGCAGCCACAACAGCAAGAGGGACGAGACCGAUCCUGACCUCGACGUCGUCAGUUCGGAACGUCAUUCCAAGCGACAUCGCGCGUCAGGGACCACUUCAUCAUCCCAACACCGACAUUCGGGUCCCUCUUCGUCGACCAAGCGCACCAAGGGGACCAGUACAGGGACAGAACGAGCGCACGAACAGCCCGACGAGGAGGACGAAUGGGUCGAAGCGCCUUCGUCGAAUCACGCCGCAGGGGCUGCAUCAUCAUUAUUGACGAUCCAUGCACCUUCAGCCAAAGGACCUCCCAUCGAUACCGUAUCCGAGUUUCAGAUCGGGCACAUUGGAUCCGUCACAGAGGGACUACGCUCGUCGAUCGGCCAACAGCAGGACAUGACGGACGGCUACGGCGAGGGAGACGUCGGGGGAAGUAACAAUGGAGGAGGCAGGUUCGGCGAUUUGAUGAGCAAGAACUCGGGCGGGAUGGGGAUGGACCUGUUUGGGAUGAUGGGCACAGAGAGGAAGCGCAAGGACCGGGCCAAGGAGAGGGUCGACCCCUCGGUCAGUGGGGAUCGAGACCGGCGUCGGCAGGAUCAAACUGAGCCUAGUUGUUUCUCCACGCAGAUGAUGAUGGGUCAGUCAUCCCGAGAACUCAACAAGGCGCAUUGGCAAGGAAUACCCGACCCUCCUUCGGCCGUGCCGACGCUGCAGUCGACGGGUGGGGGUGCCACUUCCCAGUCUCCCGCUCCGGGCUCAUCAGGCUCGGCAUGGCGCAUGUCCAAGCUCAAGCGCACGUUCGAAGUCGCCCAAGAAGAGGGCAAAGACGUUGAAGAGAUCGCCCUCGAUCGCUAUGGCAACCUCGACGCCUUCCGUGAUGCGAUCGAGGAACGCAGGAUUCUCGACGAGCGAGAGGAUCGAAGGCGAGGCAGGAGGUCGAAUUACGGAGCUGGGGGGUCUGGACCCUCGACUCCGACCGCCGAGCCGUCUUCUUCCCACGCCAACAGGCGCUUCAUCUAUACCGACUCGGGAUCAGAGUCGAUUGGGGCAUCCCGGCCUGGUUCGAGGAACUCGUUCAGGCGACCCGGGGAACCCACGGCUGUCUCUUCCGUGGCGUCGAGCAAGGAAGGCUCCCGACCCUCGACGCCAGUGCCCAGUGUGCUCGCACCCAGACCCAUGCUCCCCAAAACCGCACGAACGUCUUCGCAACUUUCGCAAAGCAUCGUACUCGUCCCCGACCCGACCACGACCACGAUCGACCCUUCGCCCGUGCUCAGCCAGACCGAGCUCAACAAGCUACAAGCGCGCGUUAUCAAAGCGCGCCUGAUGGAUGCGGACGAUGCGACCGAAUUGGAGAUCGAGUACGAGAGGGAGAGCAUUCGAGCACGCGAGGCACAAGGUCCGAUGGGUCAUGGCGAACAGGUUGGUGACAAGGUGGAGAUGGUGCCGACGCUCGACGCGCAGGGGAACCUGUACGAUAUUGGAAGGGGCGAUCGACCCGAAUUGGAGAGGAAGGCGAAUGGACGCAAGCAGAAGGAAAAGGUGAGACGUCGGUCAGGGCUAGUUAUAUGCCACAGAUACUGAAGCAGCCCGAGUCGUGAUGUCUUCACAGGGAUUUCAAUCGCACGAUCCCAAGACGGGCGAGGUGCUGCGCCAAUCCGCCGAGGACGACGUUUCCUUGGCCGAGCUGGUGCGACAGGAGCGUUUCAGCGGUGGCGCGGCCGAUCAGAAACGCCUCGACAACGAGUUUGCUUCCCGUAUCGCGACCGACCGACCGUUCACAAAUGAUCUCGAUUACAUGGAUGAGCAUGCUGAUAGUCUGGCGAGGAAGAAGAUGAAGAGCGACACGAUCAAGAAGGCGUUUGCGAUUCAGGACUAUGCCAAGACCAAAAAGGCGCUCGACAGGUGAGCCCGAGCGCUUCAAGUUGAGGCUCCAAAUGAUUUUUUGCUGAUGGCUCCGUCUGUUUGCUGCAGCUGCACUAUGUGCUUCGCCGACUCGGGUGGACCACCUCGAUCGGCCGUCGUCGCUCUGGGGACACGAGCCUACCUCGGCUUGCUCGACAACGAGGAACUCGUCCCGGGCCAUUGCCGAAUCGUACCCAUCCAACAUCACUUUACCUCGCUCGAUGCGGACGAAGAGACGUGGGACGAGAUCAAAGUGAGUUCAUCCACUUCCUGCAUAGUGUUGACGCUCCAGCGCUGAACGCCGACUGCUCUUGCUCCCUCUGCCAGAAUUUCAUGAAGACCUUGAUGCAGUGUUUUGCGGCGUCGGAUCGAGGCGUCGUCUUUUUCGAGACGAUCAUCUCACUCAAACACCAAAAGCACUGCGCCAUCGAAGCUUUGCCCGUCCCGUUCGACUUGUUCGAUCAACUACCAGUUUAUUUCAGGGUUCGUCACCGAAGGCACUUACUUCUCUGGCCAUGCUUUUUUUUUUUUUCUCAUUCAGCUCCUAACGAGCUCUUCCCUCUCUGGCCCUUCGGCCUACAGGAAGCCAUCUUCAGCUCCGAAUCCGAAUGGUCCCAAAACCAAAAACUCGUCACCUUCAACCCUUCCCGCCCCUUUCGUCGAGCUCUGGUGCCCAACCUGCCUUACUUUAUGGUCCAAUUCGAUUACAAGGGUGAGAAAGGGUAUGGGCAUGUGAUUGAGGGGGUUGAUGAUGCGACGGAGAGGGAUAAGGAUGGGGACGAAUUGAGGGAUUAUACGGGAGGCGAGAAGGGGGACGAGUUCAAGAGGUCAGUUUGAAGCGAGUUUUUUUUUUUUUUUCGAGAGCGUGUCGAAAGCUCAUUCCUGCUCGUGCCUUUUUUUUAACAGAUACUUUGCCCAUGAGAUUAUUGGCAACUUGCUUGGACUCGAAGCUCGACGAUGGAGGAAACCGCGUCGCGUUGAUACGAGGAAGAAUGACGAACGAGUCAGAGCGUUCAGGAAGGGUUAUGAAGUGUACGAUUGGACCAAGAUGUUGGCUCAGACGAGUGAAGGUGGUCGUGCAGCUGGGGGUUCGAAAGGGGCUGAGGAGGGGGUGGCGAGGGAAUGA
Molecule: messenger RNA, 3118 nt
Organism: Microbotryum saponariae
Lineage: Eukaryota; Fungi; Basidiomycota; Microbotryomycetes; Microbotryales; Microbotryaceae
Source: the annotation of a GenBank genome assembly